Molecule: messenger RNA, 1014 nt
Organism: Enterobius vermicularis (human pinworm)
Lineage: Eukaryota; Metazoa; Nematoda; Chromadorea; Rhabditida; Oxyuridae
Source: the annotation of a GenBank genome assembly
AUGCUUAGAGGUGUUGCUGGUGUCAUUGACCGUUCUUCACCGUACUUUGAUAUUGGACAGAACUGUACUUAUUUACAGCAAAACCAGCAGCAGUAUUCACAGAACAACGCCUACCCUCAACAGCCUCAGCAGCCUAAUGCAGGCUAUCCGAAUCAAGGAUAUAGACCACCAAAUCAAGCAUAUCCUCAACAGCCCAACUAUAAUCAGGGAGGUUAUCGUCAACCUGCCGGUGGAUAUAAUCAAGGUGGCUAUCAUCAGCCGAACUAUCAUCAGCCGAACUAUCAUAUGAAUCAACAAGGAACUUAUUUGCUAUUUCCUUUCAAUUACAGUUUCCACUCGGGCACAGGCCCAGGAUCUGUUUCACGUGGAAGUCAAUGGAAAACCGCAUUAGCUGCAGGCGCAGUGGGUGCUGUUGGUGGUGUUCUAGCGUACGAAGCCGGAAAGGCAAUAAUCAAGUCAGCAACCGAACCAGUUCAUGUUGGUGGCAGAAGUUACUACUUUAACAAUGACCAACACCAGUAUCAGCAGAAACCUGGAGAAUUAACGUGUUCAAUGCCUUUGCAAACGUUACUUCAACAAACUCAAACUGCAACUGGAACAACUGCACCACCAAACGCAGAUUCAUCUUCAAACGGAACGGAUAGUGCAACUCCGUCGCCCGAUCAGCUCCUCUCUUCUAUGCAAUUCCAAGACGGGUCACGUCCAAAAACUGUUACUUGGACAUGUCGCACGGGAGCCGAAGUGUGCUGUGGUACCGAAUGUUGUCCGGCGCCACCGGCUCCGCAACAAAAUGGUCCCACUGGUACUAAUGGCGAGGCUAAAAUGUCACCUCAAAACAUGAUACUGAUUGUGUUUUUGGUUCUCCUUCUUCUGAUGUGCUGUUGUUGCUUCAUUGUUUAUGCCUUCUUUCGUUCUUUGUUCUACUCGUGCUGUCGAUUGUUCAAUAAUGAGAAUUCUGCACCUUACAACGAUGAAAUUAAAUAUGUUGAAAACCAGCCACAAAGUAAGUCUUAA